ACCCCCCCCCCCCCCCCACCCUUCCAUCCAAUUCCCUCGCCUCCUCGUGUCUGAUGCGCGACUGAAGGGCCGUUCAUCUCGUUGCGGUCAGAGCCGAGCCCCGAGCUCUCCCCCUCCGCCAUUAAUGACGUCCUCCGCCCUCGCCUGCAACCUAGGGUUCCCUACCCUCCCCCACCGCCGCCUCCGCGUCUCCAGACCCCCCCAGUCCCACUCCCUCCUCUCCCGCCAAAAUCUCAUCCUCCCGUCCCUGCGCUCCCCCUUCCCCAAAUCCCUCCCCCGCCUUCCAUCUCGUUGUGGCGCUUUCCGCCCGAUCUCCUCCGUCCGCGCCUCCACCUCCGGAUCUGCCUCCGCCGCCCCGGGCCCCGCCGUCCCAUCCAGCCCGCCGUGGCAGGGCGCGGCCCUGAAGCCCCUGGUCGCCUCGAUCGCCACCGGCGUCCUCCUCUGGUUUGUCCCCGCCCCCGCCGGCGUCUCUCGCAACGCCUGGCAGCUCCUCGCCGUCUUCCUCGCCACCAUCGUGGGCAUCAUCACCCAGCCCCUCCCCCUCGGCGCCGUCGCCCUCAUGGGCCUCGGCGCCUCCGUCCUCACCAAGACCCUCCCUUUCUCCGCCGCCUUCUCGGCUUUCGGCGACCCCAUCCCAUGGCUUAUCGCCCUCGCCUUCUUCUUCGCGCGGGGAUUCAUCAAGACCGGCCUCGGCAACCGCGUCGCCUACCAGUUCGUCUCCCUCUUCGGUAGCUCAUCCCUUGGUCUUGGGUACAGUCUCGUCUUCAGCGAAGCCCUGCUCGCCCCUGCCAUUCCCUCGGUCUCGGCCAGGGCCGGCGGGAUCUUCCUCCCCAUUGUCAAGUCCCUCUGCGUGGCCUGUGGCAGCAACGUCGGCGAUGGGACUGAGAACCGGCUCGGCUCUUGGCUGAUGCUCACCUGUUUCCAGACCUCGGUGAUCUCUUCCUCGAUGUUUCUCACUGCCAUGGCAGCCAACCCACUGAGUGCUAACCUCACUUUCAAUACCAUUAAGCAAACAAUUGGAUGGACGGACUGGGCCGUGGCCGCGAUAGUUCCUGGAUUGGUUUCACUGGUUGUUGUGCCGUUCCUGCUCUACUUGAUCUAUCCACCAACAGUGAAGAGCAGCCCAGACGCUCCAAAACUUGCCAGGGAGAAGCUGGAGAAGAUGGGGCCGAUGACUAAGAAUGAGAUUAUCAUGGCAGCGACACUGCUUCUGACGGUGGGACUUUGGAUAUUUGGAGGGAGACUGAAUGUGGAUGCAGUGACUGCUGCAAUUCUUGGCUUAUCUAUUCUUCUCAUAACUGGGGUUGUAACGUGGAAAGAAUGUUUGGCUGAAGGGGUGGCAUGGGAUACCCUUACUUGGUUUGCUGCACUUAUAGCAAUGGCUAGCUAUCUUAACAAAUAUGGUUUAAUCUCCUGGUUUAGCCAAACAGUGGUUAAGUUUGUAGGUGGCUUGGGUCUGUCAUGGCAGCUCUCAUUUGGUAUCUUGGUGCUUCUCUAUUUCUACUCUCAUUACUUCUUUGCCAGUGGGGCAGCACACAUUGGAGCUAUGUUCACUGCCUUUUUGUCAGUGGCGAGUGCAUUAGGCACCCCUCCCCUCUUUGGAGCAAUGGUACUCUCGUUCCUUUCCAAUCUCAUGGGUGGUCUUACUCACUAUGGCAUUGGAUCUGCUCCGGUCUUCUAUGGUGCAAACUACGUCCCACUGGCGAAGUGGUGGGGCUACGGGUUUCUCAUCUCUGUCGUCAAUAUACUCAUCUGGCUUGGUGUUGGGGGCUUCUGGUGGAAGACCAUUGGCUUGUGGUGAGGAGCAUGCUUCUAUCUUAGCCAUUCUUUUUUGCAUGAGGCAUAGCUGCCUUUUCCCAAAAAUGUUCUUGGGAGGCUCAGAAAUCUUACUUUCCUAAAACCUCGAGCAGAAUGAUUUAUUUUGGUAAGAUUGGUAGAGAAAAGAGAAGUGGCUACAGGUUUCAUGAUUAUGAAUUUGUAUACAAUUUCUUUUAGUAUUGCUGAUGGGAUAUUGUCCAUGUGAUUUUGUUGGGGGGUAAAGUUUCUCCUAUGCUCUACAGCCUGAUUGGCAAACAUUAAAGAAAAUGAACUUAAUUUUGAUCAGUUCAUUUUUAUCAUUUUUGCUUA
Molecule: messenger RNA, 2127 nt
Organism: Phoenix dactylifera (date palm)
Lineage: Eukaryota; Viridiplantae; Streptophyta; Magnoliopsida; Arecales; Arecaceae
Gene: DIT1
Product: dicarboxylate transporter 1
Biological process (GO): transmembrane transport
Cellular component (GO): membrane
Molecular function (GO): transmembrane transporter activity
Source: RefSeq, a predicted model, not a curated record